AUGGAGGUAUCUCUCUGCGAGGUUAUGCACCUGCAUUUGAGGAAGGCACAAAGUCUAUUGUGUGAUAUGCAACUGUCAAAUGAGAAGAACAAUCAUGAUGAUGAGUUUGAACGUGAAAGUAAUGGUUACAGUGAAAAGGCUGAAGCCAGACAAGGCCAAGAUGACGAUUCAUAUGUUGCAAAUGACAAAUAUAAUGGAUACAAUUACGAUGAUGAAUGCAAUUAUGAUAAGGAAUGCGAUUUUGAAGAAUUGACUUAA
Prunus armeniaca (apricot) is the source of this 258-nucleotide messenger RNA. The record is from the annotation of a GenBank genome assembly. NCBI's taxonomy places the organism in Eukaryota, Viridiplantae, Streptophyta, Magnoliopsida, Rosales, Rosaceae.